CUGGCGUGCCCAAAUUCCCUGCACGGUCUCUCGCACCACACCCAUACCAUCCCGUGUAUGUGAUGAUAGUUCAUCCUGACGUCAGCAAGCACUACAUCGUGUUCUGGGCGAAAGUAGAGCUUUGAACGAGCGAGAAAUGGACGGAGUUCGGAGUACAUAUGAACAACAUUAGCUCUGAAGCAAACCAUAGAUAGACGCGAGAAGCUGUGUUUACUUACUGGUAAUGCAUUGUCUUGAAUACAUGAAUCAAGACAUGAAUGGAAUUCGAUGGUCGGCAAUCGUUGUUUGCAAACAUCAAACCGAUGCGACAAAAACCUGUGAAUGGACGAUUAGCGCCGCCUCGCGGAAAUCAUGCCUUCCACAUACAGGAUAUAAAAACUCGCCUGUCUUGCCAGCUUGCCUCCAAGCAACAGACCAGUAGACCAACCAGUGAGUGCUGGUCAACUUGUUCGCUUUCAUCAUUAAUCACCUGCGUGUGGAGUCUUGCAUAUUCGCCUUCAGGUGAGAGAAUUGCAUCAGGCGGGUUCAAAUCGAUUUGCAUCUGGAACACGAAAACCGGCAAGCUUGUCAUUGGCCCCAUCAAAUUUGGCCUGAAGGGUUCUGUGACAUCGUUGGUGUGGUCGUCAGAUAGUACUAAAUUGUACUCAGCAUCUGACGAAUUCGCACGUGUUUUCGACAACAAAUCAGGCCAAUUACCUUCCAUCGUACUUUCACCUAAAGACAAUGUCCUGGUGUGCGUGGGCGACAAUAGCUUUGCACAGCUAUGGGAUACAGAGUCCGGCCGGCCACUCGGUAAAUCAAUCCACCAGAAUCACGACACCCUAUACCAGGUGUCGUUCUCUCGAGAUGGGAAAUACGUAGCCUAUGGCGGAGAGGACGGGAAACUCACUCUAUGCAUGGUCAAAGACAUAGCUCCUCAGCUUCCGAAACCCACAGUACCACAUAAAAAUGAUGGACAAAGUAUACGAGAGGAAACUCAGCCCAACUUCCCAUCAUUAUCAUUAUCAUGCCUCGACGCUGAUGCUACGGGAGGUGGUGAUUUUAUCGAGGAGGGGCACGACGAUCCGUCCAAAUUCUUCCAGUUUUCGCAGCAAUCUCUUCCAUUGCCAUCGUCUGGCUUCCAUUUUCCCUCCUUAUUGUCUGUUCGCCGCUUCUUGAGUGUCAUCUCUCGACGUCGCCAAUUGCCAGACCAGUCCAUUCCACAAGAACUCUCCAAAGGUGGUUUAUUCAGUCAUGCUCGCUCAAACUCGUCUGUGGAGCUUGCUACCACAAACCCAAAACCAGGACCAGAAGCUAAAGUGGGAGAAGGUGAAGGUGAAGGCGAAAAUAUUGAUGAUGUAAAUGCCAUUCCGACUCUCGCAUACCAUUAUCUCAACGCGACGGCUGUCAGCGCGGUUCCGCACAUGAUUCGCUCAGUGCCAGUAAUAAUAAAGGCAAACAGCGAGUUGAUCCACCCGCCAACGCUCAGAGCCCACCGUUGUAUGAUCGCACCUCCACAGUCUACCUCGAUAGCAAAGAUCAUCGAACACUCUGGAAACGGCUAGUGGUACGGCAGCCUCGAGGAAAAAAAUCCAUGUCUAGUUUCCUACAUUCCAGCACUCGACCUACAUGUGCGCCCCAACAAAUACUGCGCAAUCCCUGGCACUGGAAUUCCAGUUCAUUUCCAGCA
Messenger RNA from Suillus fuscotomentosus, 1669 nucleotides. RefSeq names its product WD40-repeat-containing domain protein. Bases 258 to 1544 code for a protein of 428 amino acids. The transcript is spliced from 3 exons. The record is from RefSeq and is a predicted model, not a curated record. NCBI's taxonomy places the organism in Eukaryota, Fungi, Basidiomycota, Agaricomycetes, Boletales, Suillaceae. Gene Ontology annotation, molecular function: protein binding.